AUUAGGUCGACACGCCUCAUAUCAGCGGACGGAACACUUUGUUUGGCAUGUAGUUCAUUAUUAGCACACAUGUUAAGUAACACACAGAGACUCGAGGAAUAAUGUGUUCUGCCUUCACUGCUGUUUGUCAUCUAUGUCUUUGGGGGUUUCUGGCGGAGGUUGUCUGGUGUUCAGCAGAUGAUGGAGAUCAGUUUGAUGUGGUGAGACCUCAGAGGAUCCGACCACAGACGCAGUCUAAUGAGAUGUUUCCUGAUGGACUCUCAUAUCACUUAUUCUUUGGAGGGAGAAAUCACACCAUUCAUCUACAGAAGAACCGGCAACUAAUCGCACACAAUUAUACAGAAAUCUACUACGGAGACGAUGGAUCUGUUGUAAGCAGAAAUCCAAAUGUGAAGGACAGCUGUUAUUAUCAGGGUCACGUUGAGGAUGUGGAGGACUCUUCGGUCAGCGUGGGAAUCUGUUCUGGGAUCAGGGGUUUAGUGCGACUGAAGGAGCAGAUGUAUGUGAUUAAACCUGUGAGUGAUGCAGAUCAUGUGAUGUAUAAACAUCUGAGACACAAGAGAAACACUUUCACCUUCACUCAAGCUCCAGCCGUCGCCUCCUUAAAGUCCAGCAGAUGGAGAAAGAAAAGCUUUAACACCCCGAGAUAUGUGGAAUUGUUUCUGGUGGUGGAUAACACUGAGUAUCACAACUUCAAGUGUAACAUGGACACCAUCAGAGAGAGAAUGCUGGAGGUUAUCAAUCACGUUGACAAGCUGUAUCGUCCUCUCAACAUUCGGGUUGUGCUGGUGGGUUUGGAGGUUUGGAGCACACAGGAUCAGAUUGUGAUCAGCGUGAGUUGUGAUGACACUCUGAGCCGCUUUGUUGAGUGGAGAAAGACAAGUUUAUUGGCACGAGUCAAACAUGACAACGCUCAGCUUGUGACUGGCAUUGAUUUUUUGGGUGACACAGUCGGGCUGGCAAACAGAUUUGCCAUGUGUGGAGAAAAGUCGGCGGGUGUCAAUCAGGAUCAUAAUGAGAAUCCACUGGGUCUGGCGUCCACGAUCGCUCAUGAGAUGGGUCACAACAUGGGCUUAAGUCACGAUCAAGAGCACUGCACCUGCGGCACACAAAACUCCAUCUGUAUCAUGAAUGAUUUUGUGAGCAAAGUGUUCCCAGACCUGUUCAGUGACUGCAGUCUGGAGCAGAUGAGUGUGUUUCUAGACAAUGUGAACCCCGUCUGUCUGCUGAACCCCCCCGCCUCAGACGGACUGUUCGGCGGGACUUUGCGCUGUGGGAAUGAUUUUCUAGAGGACGGAGAGGAGUGUGACUGUGGCAGUGUGCUGGAUUGUGACAAUCCGUGCUGUGAUGCCGCCACCUGCAGACUCACUGAAGGCUCACAGUGCGCUCAUGGAGACUGCUGUGACAACUGCCAGAUGAAGUCAGCAGGGAGUUUGUGUCGUGACUCUGUGAAUGAAUGUGAUCUUGUGGAGUAUUGCACGGGACUGUCACAUCAGUGUCCACCCGAUGACUUUCACAUGAACGGCCUUCCCUGCAGCUCACAGGAGGGUUACUGUUAUAACGGCCGAUGUCCCACUCACCUUCAACACUGUCACAGUCUCUGGGGAACAGGUGCUACCGUGGGUUCUGAUUCAUGUUUUUAUCUGAAUACAUUUGGUAGAAAUGAUUCUCACUGUGGAAGGACCAAAGAUGGCUACAGAGCCUGUUCCAAAGAAAGCAUGCAUUGUGGAAAGAUAUUUUGUGUCGGAGGGAACGAAUAUCCAUUCACGGGUCAGAAAGCCAUCAUCUCGACCCUCAGAGGAUUAUGUCAUAUAGCCGGAGACGGAUCCGAGGGCAACAAUCUCAGUAUGGUUCCUACUGGAACAAAAUGUGGACCCAAUAAGGUUUGCUAUGAUUUCACGUGCCAGGACGUGAAUGUUUACGGCAGUGAUGAAGGCUGUUCGCUCAAAUGCGGUGGAAGAGGGAUCUGUAACCAGAAGAAGGAAUGUCACUGUGAUCCGGGCUGGGCUCCACCUUACUGCCAUCUUCAAUAUUCACAACUCACUUCCAGACGAGCGAAGACUGUGGGCAUCUCCGUAGCAGCUGCAGUGGUGUUUCUCCUGCUGGUGUUUGCAGUGUUUUAUUAUAAAAGAAGAAAAGCCAUCAGGCACAAGACUGAAGAUCUCUCAUCAGGACAGAUGAAUCUUCUUCAUGAUGUCAUCGCUGUGAGGAGAAAUCCUCUUGACAUCAGCGAGCCGGUCUUCAUGGAAAGCUCUGUGACUCUACCAACACGACCCACUCGAGCUGCCCCGCCUCCGGUUCCUACAACAUUCAUACUCAAACUGUCCAUUUAUUAUAUUCAUAACCUUCACUUUCUUCAUGUUUUAAAAAGUGGGCAAUACAGUGUGAUGUCCUCCUCAACCAAAGCAGAUCAGAGUCACACAGGGAAUAAAGUCAAGUCCUCCACCUGUUCCUCCACUCAAACCAUCUCCAGCAAACAGAUCCUUUAAAACUGAUCAGGAAACACUGAAGGUUCCCAUUAAACCUCCCAUCAUUCCAAGAAAAUGAGCUGCAAAGAUGUCGUCAUUUGACUCGCCUGAACAAAUGACUCACUUUCCUGCACACUCUUUGACCUUCAAUUCAUUUGUCUAAUACAUGACAAUAUAUAUAACAUUAUAAAAUAUUUUAUUUAUUACUUUUAUAUGCGAUUUUAAAUUAAGUCACUGAAUUGUAUGGAGUUGUGUGAGUGUGUCUUUGUGUUAGUCCUGUGAUGGAUGCUGGGAUACCGAUCAUUAAAGAAAAAUAAAUAGAAAAUAAUACAAAUAGAAAAUUGGCAUCACAUUUUGGUUAUGAUGAGUAGUGUCGCUCUUCAGUUGGAAUUAUGUUGUAAGUUUAGUUGAAAAUGU
Molecule: messenger RNA, 2885 nt
Organism: Triplophysa dalaica
Lineage: Eukaryota; Metazoa; Chordata; Actinopteri; Cypriniformes; Nemacheilidae
Gene: adam8b
Product: ADAM metallopeptidase domain 8b
Exons: 23
Coding region: 102-2489 (795 amino acids)
Biological process (GO): proteolysis; positive regulation of cellular extravasation; inflammatory response
Molecular function (GO): metalloendopeptidase activity; cell adhesion molecule binding
Source: RefSeq, a predicted model, not a curated record